Molecule: messenger RNA, 2266 nt
Organism: Pocillopora verrucosa
Lineage: Eukaryota; Metazoa; Cnidaria; Anthozoa; Scleractinia; Pocilloporidae
Product: chondroitin sulfate synthase 3-like
Cellular component (GO): Golgi cisterna membrane
Molecular function (GO): acetylgalactosaminyltransferase activity
Source: RefSeq, a predicted model, not a curated record
UACUCUUACAACAGUAUUAACAGUAUAACAACUGAGGCGAAGCUUCCUUGGUGGUGAAUUAUCACGGAAUGAAGCUCUCAUUAACCGAAUUUUGAUCGGUAUGGCUCUUUAUUUCAAAAGGACAUUAUGUUCAAUAUUAUAAUUGGCAGAACGUGGUAAAAGACAAUCGUUGCCGCGAAACGAUUGUAACCGUGAAUCUCAGGGCUGCUGUAGUUCCCUUGGUAACUAGUUCAACCUUUCAUAGAAUGCUUUUUCAACCAUUCCGCGUAGAAAAAGAGCAGCUUACGAACAAGUGUUGUAAAUGGAAAUCAUGUUGAUGUGUAAUUUGGAGUGACAAGUCUGGUUUGACUCACGCAAAAUGAAAGCAAUUUAUCACGUACGAACUGCACUGGAACGUUUGUGGAAACGAAAAAUGGUGAAAGUUGGAGUCGUUUUGUUCCUAGUAUUUGAAUUCGUAGUAUUUGUUAGAUUUGAUAAAUUAACCAGAUUAUUCAACGAAAGAAACAAAACGGCAGUUGCACAAGAAAAUUCGACCGGUUUGCAGAUGACGAUUAAAGAAUCUCCCAAAGCGCUCAACAUGUCAGGUUUCUUAAAUUUGCAUUUGUGGUCAGAUACUUGUGCGAAAAACUUAGACAUUUUGUGUAAUUUUCCUAUGUUUCCAAGAGCUCCAGCUCAAAGACUUGUGCUGAAAAAAACGGUAAUUACGGGCAACUUGACACAGGCGAAGGAAAUGAGGUUGUUUGGGUAUAUAAACCCGAACGAAUCUGGCUUGUUUCUUUUCAUGGUUAAAUUUUGCACUGCUGAAGUCCAUCUUGGCUACCACAAGAACUGGAAAGAAGCAAUGAAGAUCAUAUCCUUAGAUGCUGGAAAAUUUCCUGAAAACAAGUCAGACUCUCAAGUUUCCUCAGCAAUUGAUCUGGUAGCUGGAGAGAAAUAUUUCAUAGACAUAGUUGCCAUUUGUGUUCACAGCAUUAACAAGUUACAACUUUUGUGGAAAACUCCAAGUAGCUCUGGUUUUGAAAUCAUAAACUCAACAUUUUUAUUCCCAAACAUGGAUGACAGCAGCUCAUUUAAUUUGAAUUUUUACGAUGAACACAUACCAGAUUCUCAAGCCUGUGCUCUGAGAAGGAAUGAAACAAUUUAUUUUAAAUUGCCAAGUCAAAUGAGUCACUUAUCACAUGAGCAAGUGAAAAAUAUCUUACCAUAUUGUGAGUAUAAACCAAGUUACAAUUUGAAUCGCAGAGUAUCGGGAUAUGAAGCUGUGACAUAUCGUGUUGUUCAUUCAUUUAUAUACCCAUUUCCUGAACAUGAACAACUUAGAGACCAAAAAAACUGGAUUUAUGCACUUGGAGAAAAUGAGACAAAAGAUGUUGUUUACACCUUCAUGGAGGCACUUGGCAGUAAAGAACCGAGGAGGUUUGAACUGAUGAAAAUAAGAAAUGUGGAAAGAAAGACAGAUCCAAAAAGAGGCGACCGAUAUCUGAUCGAAGUUGAGCUGCUUGAUCUAACAAGCAGCAGCAAAGUGAUGUUAUCUGAAUAUGUGUUCUUGGCCAAAGGAGAAAAGAAACUUUGUUACCCAACGGGAUUUCAGUGGAACAGAACGGUCGAUGUUUAUCUGGUGGCAACAGCAAAAAAUCUUGGAAGAUGGCUGCAUCAUUUUAUUAAAAACGUCGAGAAGAUUAUACAUGAAACGAACGAUCAAAAUCUUCAUGUUGUGAUUUACGAUUACAACAGCUCUGACAUCAACUUGGAAAAGGUUUUAAAGGACAGUUCUCUGACAAAUUACAUGUUCAGAAGAGAGAGUGGGAAAUAUUCGCGGACGCAUUCCUUUACUGAGGCAAUAAAACUCGUAUCAAACCCGCACAGUAUUAUUGUCAUGGUGGAUCUUCAUCUCCAUAUCGCUGCGCCAUUUAUCAACAGCGUUCGAAAACAUUGUAUCGAAGGUCGUAUGGUUUACACGCCGAUCAUUGUUCAAAUGGCCUGCGGUUCUAAUCCGGCAAACUUGGUCGGACUGUGGCAAGUGUAUGGUUAUGGGAUAAUAGGAUUAUACAAGUCGGACUGGGACCGAGCCGGGGGAUUCGGGAUGAAUAAAAACAGCUGGGGAGGAGAGGACUGGAUACUAAUGGACCGGCUUGUCAGUGUAGGACUGGAGUUUGAACGCAUGCGCACUCCUUAUGUAUACCAUUAUUACCAUUCAAAGAAGGGACUGUGGUGAUUCAAGGUCUUGUUCAAAUUUUUUAGAGCAAUUAUAAGUUGUUUAAGAGAA